This is a messenger RNA of Rosa chinensis, 3343 nucleotides long. RefSeq lists its product as uncharacterized. The coding region runs from base 148 to 2778 and encodes 876 amino acids. Gene Ontology annotation, molecular function: protein dimerization activity. The transcript is spliced from 5 exons. NCBI's taxonomy places the organism in Eukaryota, Viridiplantae, Streptophyta, Magnoliopsida, Rosales, Rosaceae. The record is from RefSeq and is a predicted model, not a curated record.
AGAAAUCCAUCAGAACCCGCACGCUUGGGUCCUCCCACAUAUAAAAACACAAGGGUAUUUCUCUGUUUCCCAGACGCACUCAAAGACUGAGGCAGCAAUCACCAAAGACAACGUUUUCUGAUUGAUUGAUCAUUAAGUCUGUUAAAGAUGACAUCUUUGGAGGGUUUUGAGCCCAUAGCUAUUUCCCCACAGAAACAAGACCCAGGAUGGAAACACUGUCAACUUUACAUUAAAACUGGGGACCCAAAAGUUGAGUUAAAGAAGUGUUUAUAUUGUGGCAAAGUGUUUCAGGGUGGAGGGAUUAAUAGGUUUAAAUCUCACCUUGCUGGUAGAAAAGGAAAUGGUCCCAUUUGUGAUCAGGUCCCUCCUCAUGUUCGAGUUUCCAUGUUGCAGUGCUUAGAUGAAAAAAUUGCAUCUUUAAGGCACAGAAAGAGUCAAAUGGCUGUGAACCCGAGUCGUAGUUUUAGUGAACUAGACAAUGUGUUUGCUGAAAAUGAAGUUGGAGGGCCCAAUUUGAUGAAUCAAGAGGAAGAUGUGGGAAUGAGUGUUGAUAAUGGGAUUGGGGUUGGUGAUAAUCUGACUGAUGUGCCUCUUGAGAUUGAUGAUUGUUUUAGGAGUGAUGGUCUAGAGGGAUUGACUACUGUGCCUCUUGCAGCAGUUGACUCGUAUAAGGGUAAUGCUCUAGGGAGAAAAGCUGGAGUACCGAAUCACAGUUUUUCAGAAAAUCGAGAGGUGGGUGUUGAUAGACGAGUAGGGUGGAGAUGCGGAACUUCUUUUGUAGCUACUACUGCUGGUUUCGGUUCUGGUUCUGCUAAUGCUACUAAAUUGAGUUAUGUCCCAGCUCCUAUUCGUAGUGAGGUAGACAAGCCAUUUUACGAAAACACGCAAGGAAGAUCAGUUAGUCAUCCCAAUUCAUAUUUGUUUGAAAAUGAAACAGAUGUUGGCACAAGUAAUACAAAUGGGAAGAACAGGAAGAGGGUAAGAGAUGAAAAUGGAUCAAUGGUUGCUAAUGCUGUCACUAUUGGCAAUUAUGGUGAAGUUGAAAAGGUGAACAGUCAGCAGAUUCAUAUGGCAAUAGGACGGUUCCUAUAUGAAAUUCAGGCUCCUCUGGGUGCCGUGAAGAACUCUGUUUAUUUUCAGCCAAUGAUUGAUGCAAUUGCUUCUGGGGGAAUGGAGAGUAAACCACCCUCGUAUCAUGAUCUUCGGGGUUGGAUAUUAAAUAAUGUGGUUGAAGAAGUAAGGAAUGAUAUUCAUCAGCACAUGAAUACUUGGGAAAGGAAUGGUUGCUCUCUUCUAGUAAACCAAUUGAACUCCGAAAAGGGUAGAAUAUUGCUAAAUUUCUCAGUGUACAGUCCCGAAGGAACAACAUAUUUGAAAUCUGUGGAUGCUUCCUCAUUUAUAAAUUCUCCAGAUGCUUUGUAUGAGAUUCUUAAGCAAGUGUUGGAAGAAGUUGGAGUUGGGCGUGUUUUGCAAGUAAUUACAAAUAGUGAAGAGCACUAUGUUGUUGCUGGGAAGAGGUUGAUGGAUACGUUUCCUACGCUGUACUGGUCUCCCUGUGCUGCUGCUUGCAUAAAUCUGAUACUUGAGGAUUUUGGAAAAGUUGAGUGGAUAAAAUCUAUUAUAGAACAGGCUAGAUCUGUUACAAGAUUUAUCUAUAAACACGUCGUCAUUCUGAAUAUGAUGCGGAGGUAUACUUUUGGAAAUGACAUUGUGAAGGUGGGAGUAACUCGGUUUGCUACAGACUUUAUGACUUUGAAACAAAUGGCUGACCUUAAAUUCAAUUUGCAGACUAUGGUUACUUCGAAAGAAUGGGAAGGGUGCCCUUAUUCUCAAGCAUCAGAAGGAUCAGCAAUGCUGGAUGUAUUAAGUAAUCACACAUUUUGGUCUUCGUGCAUUAUGAUCACCCGAUUAACAAAUCCGCUCCUGCGAGUUUUGAGAAUUGUUGGUAGCCAGAAGAAGGCAGCAAUGGGAUAUGUAUUUGGAGGAAUGUAUCGAGCAAAAGAAACAAUCAAGAGAGAACUUGUCAAGAAAGAAGCAUAUAUGGCUUACUGGAAUAUUAUAGAUUACAGGUGGCAAAAAUUAUGGGAUCUUCCUCUUCAUGCUGCUGGUUUUUACCUUAAUCCCAAGUUUUUCUAUAGCAUCAAGGGAGAAAUGCACAAGGUGAUUAUGUCAAAAAUGCUUGACUGCAUAGUGAAAUUGGUUCCAGAUUUAAAAGUUCAAGACGAAAUUAGCAAAGAGAUAAACUGGUACAAAAAUGCUGUUGGAGAUCUGGGGAGGAAUUUGGCCAUUAGAGCUAGAGACACUCUGCUUCCCGCUGAAUGGUGGUCUACAUAUGGCUGUGGUUGCCCAAAUAUGGCACGUUUUGCAGUUCAUAUUCUCAGUCAAACUUGCAGCUUAAUUCAGUGCAAGGAGAAUCAGAUUCCUUUUGACCAACUGCACGAGACAAGGAACAGCUUAGAGCAUCAACGGCUUAGUGAUUUUGUCUUUGUUCAGUACAACAUGCAACUAAGACAGAUGGUUCAUAAGAACAAAGAGCAUGAGUAUGUGGAUCCUAUAUCAUUUGACAACACUAGCACUGUUGAAGACUGGAUAACAGAGACUGAAAUGUACCUAGAAGACCAUGAAAAUACUGAUUGGAAGGCACUUGAACCGCCCUCUUAUAAUUCAAGGCUUUUAGAACUUUCAGUUGAUGAAGCUGAAGACUUGGGUUCAGGGUUUGAUGAUAACGAGAUUUUCUUAAACGGAUUGCAAUUGGUUAAAGAAGAAGGCAGAACUUAAUGUCCCUAAGCCGAUGGUGCAGAAUUCAUGGACGCAAAUCUUUACGAUUGGUGACCACUUAGCUUCAGUUCCAUCAAAGAAGAAUGCCCCUGUAACAUCCAGAGAUACUCUCUGUUUCAAAAGGCGUUCUUUUUUAGUGGUAUUACUGCAGAAGUUGCUGUCAGCCUGUCACCAUGAUGCUCUUGUGGCAAUAAACAGAACCAGUCUACUUAUUAGAGGUCCAAAUUGGAUACAAGCAAAGCAACUCACUCUCGUUAUGGAUCUUGAUUUUUUGUGGUCAUAAAAGACUCCAGAAAUUAUUUUCACAAUAUUUGCACAUUUGUUUGAGGACGCAAUAUACUUCUCACAAAAUAACAUACAUUUCGUAAAAUUAAAUUAUAAGAAAUUAACAACUGAGUUGUUGCAUGCUUGUGUCCUCAUUCUUUGUUUGCUCCAAGAGCCUCACGGCAUUGUUGGUUUGGGACCUCUGGAGCACUGCCAGUUAGUGGCGAAACUAAAGGGCACGCUGGUGAUAACUGGUAAAAUUAUAACCUCUACAUGCUAUCUGCUUCAUUGGGCAAUUUUG